AUGCAUUGGCCGCGGUGCGGGGGGCGAGCCCCACCAGAAGUUUGCCUGUUCAUAAAUAAACGCGAACGCUAUUCAACAGCCCUUGGUGCUGUAUGCAUAACGAAUUUGAAGGAGGCAAACUUGGAGGCUCUGGUUCCACGGAUGGUUGCAUUAAUAUUCGGUACAAAUGGUGCAUGUAGACGUCAAGAGUUGGCAAACAUCACAACUAAUAAUAUCGAGAACCAAGGUCCAUGUCCAGGUUAA
Molecule: messenger RNA, 243 nt
Organism: Leptosia nina
Lineage: Eukaryota; Metazoa; Arthropoda; Insecta; Lepidoptera; Pieridae
Source: the annotation of a GenBank genome assembly